This is a messenger RNA of Oryza sativa Japonica Group (Japanese rice), 1341 nucleotides long. RefSeq names its product gamma-glutamylcyclotransferase 2-2. Lineage: Eukaryota; Viridiplantae; Streptophyta; Magnoliopsida; Poales; Poaceae. Gene Ontology annotation, molecular function: glutathione specific gamma-glutamylcyclotransferase activity; gamma-glutamylcyclotransferase activity. The record is from RefSeq and is a predicted model, not a curated record. Gene Ontology annotation, cellular component: cytoplasm. Gene Ontology annotation, biological process: glutathione catabolic process.
CUCCGUCUGCAGGGAGCCAGACACACGGGGUCGCGGCCCUCACGUGCCUCGCGCCGUGCGGCCCCCAUCGCCGUCCUCAUCCUGAUCCUAAUCCCAAGCGACCGCGGCGCGAUCACGCGGCGACCAACCAUUUCUCUCGUCGACGAGACGACGUGCCCGCCGCUCGCCACCCCCCCCACCCGCUCGCGCGGCAUAAAUACAGCACGCCACGCCCAUCCCUCUCCCUCUCACCAACAACAGUAACCCAACCAGAGAGCUUGCGGAAGCGGGGGUUUGGUGCGGGCGCGCGCGUGUGAGGGGGGAGAGAAGGCCAGGAGGAGGCGACGCCGUCGCCCGAGGGAGGCAAAAAUCCGAUCCUCCUCCUGCCCUGCUCGCUCGCUCGCUCGCCUGCGCUGCGCGCACUUGGCCCCGUCCCGUCCGUUCCCGCUCGCCAGGCAUAGAAAGAUGGUGCUCUGGGUCUUCGGCUAUGGCUCCCUGAUCUGGAACCCCGGAUUCGACUUCGAUGAGAAGAUCCUGGGCUUCGUCAAGGGCUACAAACGCACCUUCAAUCUUGCUUGCAUUGACCAUCGGGGCACGCCGGAGCAUCCUGCGAGGACCUGCACACUUGAGUCCGACGAGGAAGCCAUAUGCUGGGGGAUUGCAUACUGUGUCAAAGGGGGGCUUAAAAAGGAGCAAGAAGCAAUGAAGUACUUGGAAAGAAGAGAGUGUGAGUAUGACCAGAAGAUCUCUGUGGAUUUCUACAAGGAAGGAGAUUCUUUGAAGCCAGCUGUGACAGGUGUACUAGUCUUUGUAUCCACUCCUGAUCCAGUAGGCAACAAAUACUAUCUUGGGCCUGCUCCUUUGGAGGACAUGGCAAGGCAAAUUGCUACAGCCAAUGGCCCCAAUGGGAAUAACAGGGAUUACCUGUUCUCAAUGGAGAAGGCAUUGUCCAACAUAUGCCAUGAAGAUGAUUCAAUCAUCGAGCUAGCUAACGAGGUCAGGAAGGUGUUGAGCCGGCCGAAGGAGAAGAUCACUGGCUCCGAUAGCCCACAAAAAUCUCACGCUCUCGUACACCUGUCUGCGCUUCCUGAGGGCACUGUUGUGGACUCAAGAUAGCAAGCUCGGCGGUGGAAGAGAUGAGAUCUCCUCUGACCUACUCACUCUUGACGCUGGAUUGAACGAGUUUAACAGUCUGCUUCGAGCUCCCUGGCACACUGGGGAACCAGAAUGUGCUGAUUUUCUUUCGCAACCGCUGCGGCAAUGCUGUAACUUUCAUUUUGCUAAUACUAGAGCCGAGACUGGUGUGCUGCUGUUUCCUUUGACACACUAAAUAAUAAAGGGAUUCCAUGAGCUUUUCACUCU